UAAGUGAAUCAUUUGAGAAAAUGUCAGUGCCCAAAAAUCCUGGUUUGGCAGAGGAGGGAGAGGGAGAGGAAGAGGAAGAGGAAGAGGAAGAGGAGAGCUAUGGGACGGCCGAGUCCAUGGACCCCGAACUGUACAGAGCAACUACAGAGGGUGAUAUUCUUGAUUUCAUAAAAGCGAUGGAACAUGGCACACUAGAUAGGCAAUAUCACUCAUUGGCCGGCUGUGUCCAACUAGGUCCUCAGAAAAACACAGUUCUGCAUAUUGCAACAAGCUGUGGACACUACGAGAUCGUUAAGCUCCUUUGCAAGGACUUACCAUUCUAUGUUGCUGAAAAGAACUCUAAAGGCGACACUCCACUCCACAUUGCAGCAAGAGCAGGUGACUUGUUGCUUGUCACUCUACUUACCAGUUGUGCUUUGAGAGGAGGUGUUCUGGAAUUGGAGAAUGAAGAGGGUAAUACUGCAUUGCAUGAGGCGUUAGGGCAUCGUCAUGAGAAGGUGGCUAGGAUUCUUAUUGAUAGGAACCCAAACACAUCAUACUCGGUUAAUAAGGAAGGGAAGUCUGUGCUGUAUCUGGCAGCAGAGGCUGGUUUUGUUGACCUUGCUAUGCUGCUUGUGGAUAAUCCUGUUGCGAAUUGCAGUGUCGAAGGGAGGUUCAGAAACAAGUCAGCAGUUCAUGCUGCUCUCCUUGGAAAGAACAUAGAUGUCCUAAGAAUAUUGUGGGAAAAGGACCAGUCCUCCUUCCACUUGAGAUGUGACGAGGAGGGGAGAAAUUCACUUCACUUUUCUGCAUCUAUAGGUUUUCUUGAAGGGGUCAAUUUCCUGCUAAGCAAAUUCUGUGCUGCCGCUUACCAAAGGGACAAACGCGGUCUCUUUCCUAUUCACACAGCGUCGAGCAAAGGCCAUGUUGACAUAAUCCAAGGGAUGCUCCAGCAUUGCCCCGAUUCAAGGGAAUUGCUCACUUUGCAAGGUCAGAAUGUCUUUCAUGUUGCAGCCAAGAGUGGAAAUGACAAAGCAGUUAGUUCUAUGCUCAAACUACCAGAGCUGGAAAAACUCUUAAAUGAGAAGGAUGAUGAUGGAAAUACGCCUUUACAUGUUGCCACCAUUUGUGGGCAUCCAAGGAUUGUUAGAGCUCUAACAUGGGAUGAGCGGGUCGACCUAGAGCUCGGAAACAACGAUGGAUUAACAGCGCUGGACAUUGCUGAGGAAUAUAUGGAAAUAAGGGCAUCCUUUCAGAAGCGACUGACAUGGAUGGCCUUGAGAGUUGCUGGUGCACCGCGAUCUCUGCACACUGAUUUUUCCAAAACUGAGAAAACCUCAAGUGCUGGGCAAAAUUCCGAAAUAGAAAAUUACAAGGACAAGGUCAAUGUAGUUCUACUGGUGGCAACACUAGUCGCGGCUGUAACUUUCACCGCUGGUUUCACUGUCCCUGGUGGCUACAACAAUUCCAACCCGAACCUAGGCAUGGCAACCAUGCUAGCAAAAGUGAAGUUUCAGGAAUUCGUGAUUUGUGAUACCGUAGCUAUGUACAGCUCCAUCAUAGUCACUGUCACACUCAUAUGGGCACAGCUGGGUGAUACCAGUUCGAUGCACGUUGCCUUGAAAUUGGCGGUGCCACUUCUGGCGAUUGCACUUGCCAUGAUGUCCAUAGCUUUCAUGGCGGGUGUUUACCUUGUGGUGAGCGAACUCAAUAAUUGGCUUGGAAAUGUUAUGCUGGUUAUGGGCUCCAACGUUCUUAUCGUGCUUGCAGCACUCUUUAUGCCCCUCUGCUUUUUGGGUUCAUCCAACUGCCGCAUCUUUCGCCGACUCUCAUGCUUUCCGUUUCUUCUCCUACUAUAUGCAUUUGGAAGCAAUACCGAACGUGAUGAAAAUGAAGAUUAACGAAGUCCAUCCAUGAAGAUUAACGAAGUCCAUCCAUGUCGCAGGAUCCUCUGUCCCUGAUCUAUCUCGUCCUUUUGCUUCGAAUCUCUUCCCCACCGCACGGUCAGUGUCGAAAAGCAGAUCGUGUGGUAGAGAAGGAAUUUGAGAUAGAAGUAGGGGGGAGAUUUGGACAGUCGAUCAUUUAUGUAACUUAGCCUUGUGUUAUUAGUCUUGUGUGUAAUCUAGUUGUGGAAUUGGAGAUAGAAAGAAGUCUCGGGAGUCUUUAGAUUCCUUGGGCUCAUUGGCUUGAUGGGGAUUUUUGUAUAAAUAGAGACCACUAUUAUUGUUGUAAUACUUACGUGCAAAGGGUGGCGUACGUUAAUGCCACGACUA
Messenger RNA from Rhododendron vialii, 2252 nucleotides. Its product is annotated as protein ACCELERATED CELL DEATH 6-like. The transcript is spliced from 3 exons. NCBI's taxonomy places the organism in Eukaryota, Viridiplantae, Streptophyta, Magnoliopsida, Ericales, Ericaceae. Gene Ontology annotation, cellular component: plasma membrane. Bases 21 to 1880 code for a protein of 619 amino acids. The record is from RefSeq and is a predicted model, not a curated record. Gene Ontology annotation, molecular function: protein phosphatase 1 binding; protein phosphatase regulator activity.